Molecule: messenger RNA, 384 nt
Organism: Protopolystoma xenopodis
Lineage: Eukaryota; Metazoa; Platyhelminthes; Monogenea; Polystomatidea; Polystomatidae
Source: the annotation of a GenBank genome assembly
CGAGUCGGCUGGCGUCUGGUGGCCGGUUCCAGUCGAGCUCUGCCGCAACCGGCCGGGCUGGUGCCUGCGGAGGAGGCGCGAGUGCCGACUCGGCCGAUCUCUCCAACCGCAACCGCAACCGCAAUCGCAACCGCGAAUGGCGGCGCAUCUGCCGCCGGGGCCGUCUUGAGUUGGCCGGCGUGGGCGGGAGUCUGCUCGGACGCCUUCGGUCGGUACCAAAAUGCACCGUCGUCCGAUCAACCGCCCGUUCAGCCGGUCGACCGGCCCGGCUCGGAUUGGUCACCGUUGGCGCCCACUGCGCGAUCCGCUGCCCGUUGCCACGGCGACGAGCGGACUCCUCAGCUUCAGGUCACUCUGAACGGCAGCCUGCUUAGAAGUUGUUAG